This is a messenger RNA of Bactrocera oleae (olive fruit fly), 3339 nucleotides long. Lineage: Eukaryota; Metazoa; Arthropoda; Insecta; Diptera; Tephritidae. The record is from RefSeq and is a predicted model, not a curated record.
CCGUAUUAAAAAGUUUUCCUGUAGAUUGUGAAGCCGUUGACUGUCUUUUUAGGAUAAAGUUUUGCAUGGAGGCGGGGGAAUUAAUUGAAAACUUAAUUUCCAAGAUAACAAAGGGAACAUAGACAUCAUCCUGCGUUUCCUUGUGCAGCUGUGCCUAUGCUAGUUUUGCGGCUUGGCGUGCUCGCUAUUGUUCAUUGCACGUAUGCCUAUGAACAUAUUCGCACACUCGUACUCUUAACAUCAAUAGAAACGCCAUUCAGCCAUAUUAAAAAAAAAUACAUUUUGAAAUUUGUAAUCAUUUGUUACUAUCAUAGUUCUUUUAUUCUUCAAAAAAUGAGUCGUGGUUUGCAUUAAAUACUUCACUAGUGGGAUUGUACUGACAUCGAAAAUUCGUUGUUAAAUUCACAAUACUUUACUAUAUACUUAGGUAAAAUAUAGUAACAUUUUACACUAUUCUUCAAAAUAUUUCAAAAUGGUACAAAAGAAUAUUAAUAGAUUAUUUUAGUUACAGUUUGAAAGUAAGCGAUCUUCCAAAAUAAAUUCAAUCCAAUAAACCGGCAUGUUAAUAAUGUAUAUCGAGUUUUAAAUUUCAUUUUAUGGGAGCAUUCACAAGCGAAUCCACAUCUGAAAUAUUUACAUUCGGUGCAAACAAAUUCAAUAACGAAGGUCGUCUUUAUCCAGUUUCCUAUUUACCACGAUUAUUUUCAAAGCCAAGCUCUUCGUACUAAGCAUUUCAACAUCUAUGCCAUAUGUAAAAACUAAUGCAAAAUACUUCUCCAAGAAAUAUAUAAACAUUCAUUGUAAGCCAGCUGUUUGAAAAUUUUUAAGCGAAAUCCAGAUUUCAGUCCAAAUUUGAAUCUUGAGUUAUGGAAAAAUUCUCAACACUCCAUUAGAGUAGAUAGCUAUGAUUUUUAUAAAAAAAAUAUAAAUAAUAUACAUAGUGUUUGGAUUCCUCUUCAAAUAAUUCUUUGUAUUAAAAGAACGGUUAAAAGAAAAUACUUCAGUCAAACCUGAAGCGCCCAAUAAUUUAUUCAUAAUUUAUAUAUAUUUGUAUACUCAGACAUGAAUGAUACCUAAAAACAGCAAGUACUGUAUUAUUUCGCACAUACAAGGCCAUGAUAAAAUUACUAUUCUAAUAUUUCGGCAAUCGAUUUUUAACGAAGUUGGUUGAAGUGUAUUAAAAUUGCUUAGAUAAUUUCAUAAACAGUGCUGGCAAUUUUUGUCUCUGUGAUCGCAACAACUGACAGUAUCAGUGUGGCAAAAAAAAAAUAAACCAAUUUGAACUUAAAAUAAGUAAACAAAUGUAUAUGAUGGACGAGUCUCAACCAAAAACGUUGUACGUUGGCAACUUAGACGGUUCAGUUUCAGAAGAUUUACUAAUCGCAUUAUUCAGUCAAAUGGGUCCCGUCAAAAACUGCAAAAUAAUAAGAGAACCCGGCAAUGAUCCAUAUGCAUUCAUUGAAUACUCAACUUAUCAGGCGGCAACUACUGCACUAACUGCAAUGAAUAAGCGUUUAUUUCUUGAUAAAGAAAUAAAGGUGAACUGGGCUACUAGUCCUGGGAACCAGCCAAAAACAGAUAUUAGUUCACAUCAUCAUAUAUUUGUUGGUGAUCUCAGUCCAGAAAUCGAAACAGAGACAUUACGUGAAGCUUUUGCGCCUUUUGGCGAAAUAUCGAAUUGCCGAAUCGUAAGAGAUCCCCAAACAAUGAAGUCGAAAGGGUACGCUUUUGUUUCAUUUGUAAAGAAAGCAGAGGCGGAAAAUGCGAUACAAGCAAUGAAUGGUCAAUGGAUUGGCUCGCGAUCGAUUCGAACAAAUUGGUCAACACGAAAAUUGGCCCCACCUCGUGAAUCUACCAAAUCUGGUAGUGGAAUGGGCAUGAAGGGAAAUGUAAGACAUACCUUUGAGGAGGUAUACAAUCAAUCGAGUCCAACCAAUACCACCGUUUAUUGUGGAGGUUUUCCACCUAAUGUAAUUAGUGACGAAGUUAUGCACAAGCAUUUCAUUCAGUUCGGACCUAUACAGGAUGUGCGCGUUUUCAAAGAUAAAGGCUACGCUUUUAUCAAGUUUGUUACAAAAGAAUCAGCCGCACGCGCAAUCGAGCACACUCACAAUUCGGAAGUGCACGGUAAUCAAGUCAAAUGCUUUUGGGGCAAAGAAAACGGUGGCGAACACUCAAUGAACAAUGUGGCGGCAGCGUCCGCGGGCGUAGCAGCUGCGGCAGCAGCAGCGGCCGCUGCCGCCGGCACCAUUAUAUCGCCUGGAGUACCGACCACACCACAACAAGCAGCAGCGGCCGCUGUCGUAGCUAACGCUGCUGCGGCUGGUGCAGGAAUACCUGCACAAAUGAUGACACAACAGCAGCUAGCUGCCGCUGCACAGUAUCCAUAUGCAGCAGCCUACCAACAAAUGGGUUAUUGGUACCCACCUACAUUGUUUACACCGUUACAGGGCUAUCCGGCCGCUCAAAUGCAAACGCAAUAUAUGCAACAAGGAUACUAUCCAUAUGCCUAUGCUAGUGCUCAACAACCCGGAGCUGCGGGUUACCGCAUGGUACAACAGAAUGUGGCAUGGGGUGUACCAGGCACAGUUGUGCCGAGCGUAACAGCAGCGGCUGCCACAGCUGCAGCUGCAGCAAAUGGCUCACUGGCUCCGCAAAUGAUGUAUAGCGCUGCCAUGCCUCAGUACCAGGGCCAAUGAACCUGAUAUGCCCGUCAUAGUUGUUGCAGCAAGUGGGUGAUACGGAAGAUUAAUAUAUUAAAAGGCAUUAAAAGCAAAACACCAAACGAAUAAAACAAACCGAAAAGAAAUACAAAAAUAUAACGAGAGCUCAAGUUGUGAAUUAGAGUAUCUACCUACUUAUCUUCCCACUUGGUGCUGUAAUCAUGGUCAGCAUUAUUGUCAUAAAACCUCUACAUACAAAGCUACCUACCAGCAACAACUGUAAAAUUCGCAAAGCAACUAACGUGACGCUAAACUCAACCACAGGAUCAUAGCCAUUUUUGUCUUUAAUAUUGGAUUGACUGCGAAAAAAUUAAACACAACUAAAAUGAAUAGGAUUAAUUAGGAAUGUAAAGAUGACACACGGGGAAAACUUCUGCAGCAGAAAUGUUAAGUAUUGGACGCAGGGAAUUGUUCUUGCUAUCGUGCAAAAUAAAUAAGUUUCUUAUAACGAAAAAAAAAACCAUCAACAUACAACGUAAACUUCAAAGCUUGUAAUAUUCGCUAUAAUCUCGAAAACAUAAAAGAAACAACACAAACAAAGAUGAUAAAGAGAAGUUAGAAAUUAGGUCGUUGUUAAAUAGAUUAUAUUUAAAAUAAAGAGAACUUAAUUAUAUAA